Messenger RNA from Elgaria multicarinata webbii, 4713 nucleotides. RefSeq names its product tumor necrosis factor receptor superfamily member 10B-like. Lineage: Eukaryota; Metazoa; Chordata; Lepidosauria; Squamata; Anguidae. Gene Ontology annotation, biological process: positive regulation of apoptotic process; TRAIL-activated apoptotic signaling pathway. Bases 1 to 1617 code for a protein of 538 amino acids. The record is from RefSeq and is a predicted model, not a curated record. Gene Ontology annotation, molecular function: protein binding. The transcript has 10 exons. Gene Ontology annotation, cellular component: plasma membrane; cell surface.
AUGACUGGGGAUGAUGGGGGUUGCAGUCCGACACCCCUGAGGGCAGUAGGCUGGGGAAAGGCUUGGACUGCUGCGGUUGCAGCUUCUGGCCACCGGGGAAACGCGCGAUGCGCCACCCCGAAGCGCCGCUUUAGCGCCUCGAGCUGGGUCGGGAGCGGGGCGGAGCCUGGGCCGGCUGGGCUCGCGGUUGCGCUAAGUAAGUUGCGGUGUCAGCCGGCACUUAACGCCACUCUGAAGGCGGCUGAGGAAGAAGGAGGAGGGCGAGGGCGAGGGCGGGAUGCCUGCGAUGUGCCGCCGGUGCUGGUAGGGCACUUCUCGCCUCCGCAGCAGACCUCGUCCAACUUUUGGAGACGCACCAGCGAAGGAUUCGCGGGGGAGCCCAGCGCCGAUCCCCGACGACACUCUCGCCCAGGCGCCGCGGCGAUGGGCGCCGAGUGGCUCCCGGUCGCCAUCUGCGUGACACUGGGCACCCUGCAUGGGGCUGUGACAGCGAGUCCCUUUCCAAUGCAGGAUCGAGACAACCCCACUCCUGAAGCCUUGCACCAGAGUGAUGAGCUGAACUAUGAACCUUUUCAUGGGCACAUUUGCCAGAAAUGCCCUGCAGGUCAACAUGUCACCAGCGACUGCAAACUCUCAGGAACCCCUUCGGAGUGCAAGGCCUGCGAAAAUGACACCUAUGCCAACCACAUGAAUGCGUUGAAAAAAUGUGUUCCCUGUACAAUCUGCAGAGGGUUAGAUGAAGUGGAGCUGCAGCCAUGCACCCAAACCAGCGACACUCAGUGUGCCUGUAAGAAUGGCACCUACUGCUCUCCCGACCUUCCGUGUGAAACGUGCCAUAAAUGUACACCCAGGUGUCCUGAUGGAGAAAUGAUGGUGAAGCCCUGCACUCCUACAAGUAACAUACAAUGUCUUCCCGACACAACCUCACCGACACCUACGACUCCUGCAACAGGUUCCCAUGGACAUAUAGGUUGGAUUAUUGGCUGUUCUCUGGUGGUGGUGGCAGCAGCUGUGGUGCUGAGCAUCAAGUACAGGGACAGAUUCAGUUGCUGUGCUGAAGCCAGCCCAACGGGACCUACAGCAGUCCGAUGGCGCUUCAAGACCGUCCAGUGUCUGCGGAGGAAUUGCAGUCAAGGGCAACAGGACAUAGAAGAGAAUGCUUGGAAUGUGCGCAUCGACCAGGCAUCUCAACAGUCUUCGCAAAGUCAUACCAAUUCCAGCACAUCUGAAAUGCUACCUCUGCGAGAGACUUCUCUGCCAGAAGAGGAACUUGCUCCAGAAGAAAAGAGAAAUCUGGUUCCUGCAAAUGGGAAGGAUCCAACCCAUGCUUUGCGCCAGUGUUUUGACAUCUUCGUUUCAGAGGUACCUGUGAAAGGGUGGAACAAAUACAUCCGGGCCCUGGGCCUGACUGAGAAUGAGAUUGAUAUCGCAAAAUUGAACAAUCCCGAUAUAAACGAACAGCAUUUUCAGAUGCUACGGACCUGGCUACUCAAGAACGGGAGGCAAGCAACCCUGAACGUUUUGCUCGAGACACUCCUUAAAAUUGGCUACAAGGGAAUUGAGCAGAUCAUAAGAACGAGGUUAAUCUCGGAUGGUCUGUACGUCUAUGAAGAGUGAAUUCUCCUACAGGGAGGCUUGGGUAGUCUGCCUAGGAAGCAUCUUUAAACUGCAGUGUUUGCCUACCUUGAGACUCUUCAGGGCAGGCCGGGGGAAAGUGGGUGGGGGAGUGCCUUUUUCUUUCUUUCUGAAAGCCAUAUACUGUUUGCUUUUAAACAAAUGCAGUUGGCACCAUAAACUUGUUUUAUGGAACAUGAUUUGAAGAUUCCGAAGACCAGCAUGACACCUCCUCUGCAAAGCCUGCAGUCUUCCUCCGGUAGAAAUGUGUACUGCUGGCAAAAGUUCUCAGGAAUGAUAAGGGAUGAAGAACUUGUUCUGGAGGAUGUUUCAGGGAUCCAGAUGCUUCUACCAGACAGUGCAGUUUCUUUACUUGAUUUGCAAUCUGCCUUGCAUGCUGUAUUUGAAAAACAACAACAACCCUGUUUGUUUGGGCUGGUUGCUUGGCUAAAAAUCCUGCCAAACUGAGCCUUUUCAAUGAAUGUUGGUAUAAUAUUUUUUUUAACAAAUUCUUGUAAAAUACUUAAGAUGAGAUCUGCCAUCUAUACUUGCUGUGAAGAGAGGGUUUUUUGAGGCUGCUAAUGUCCCUUUUGGCCACAGAGCUUUCCCCCCUCUUUUUUCUUUUGUCUUUCUUACUUUUUUACUAUAUUUUGUCUUCAUUUGGAUGUGACAUGUCUACAAAUCCUGCUGCUGUAUAGAUAAGAAAAUAGGAUAGUCUAAAAUAAGAACAAUCCUUUGGCUUGAGAAGGUUAGACUGCACUAUGACAUGCUAUUAACAGGGCUGUGAGUGUUUGUUCGUUUUCUGGGUGCAGAAUGUGAAUUUCUUUAGCAAAAUGGAGUAUGUGGAGUUGUUACUCAGGGAGGAGGACAAUUAGCUAUGUCCACUCCAUUCACUGAACCUUAUUCAGCAACUCCCAUGGCUUCGGAGUCUACCAGUUUGUGGUUCCUGCAACUGUGAGGACUAGAAACUUGAUCUCACCUCUGCUUUGUAUUAAAUGCAAGUUGAGCGUCGUGGAAUGGCAUCCUGCACCCGAUGCCUCCAUUCUGUGCUUUUCUACAUUCCUGAGGCACCACAACAUGCUCUCAGCCCUGCUUAUAGACAAGGUACUGUUCUUUUUAGAAGCAGUUGUUCUCUGUGCAUUUUGGAGGUGUUCAGGAAUUUCCUUUUGACAAGGAGCUCAGAAGAGAUUGACUUGGUUCACCCAGAUUUCACCCGUGAUUUGUCUGUCAAAUGAUCACACAAAGUGCAGUUGUUUUUGUUUUGUUUUCUCAAUUCCUGGGUUAUUUGCUUCCCUCCAUCUUUUGUCUGCUCCAUCCCUGUGUUCCAAAUGCCUUUGCGGUGCUGUAGUACUAGCAUGUACAGUAGCUGGGGCUUUCUUUCUUUACUGACAAAGCAAUCCAUGAACAACCCAUAUAUAAUAACCCAUAUAUAAAGAACACACAUAAUGACAGCCCAGAAUUAAAACAACCCAGAGUUCACAACUCAACAACAAAUUAUGGGUACUUUUCCAUGAUUGUUUGCGGCUAAGAACCUAUAGUUAAUCCAUAGUUCUGGGUUCGCACGUAACAACAAACCAGGAUUCAAUUAUCUAUACUCUGGUUUGUCAUUACAUGUAAACCAGGUCAUUGAAAGAGGGAUCUUCCUGCCUCCUGCGUACUGCAUAGCAUUAAUUUAUGUUAUGUAGCACGAAUGUACAAGUUGCACAGACCUUGCACAAAGUAGCAUAGCAUUAUUAUUUUUUACAGGUCCAGUUACACACACACACACACACGCACGCACGCACGCAUAUAUAUAUGUUUUUGUAUGAAUUGUGUAUUUGUGUCUGCAAUGUCCAUCAUAAUACUGCCAUGUUUAAAUGGGUGUACACAUUGGUCAGGCUGCUAGUGGUCAGGCACUCUGGAUGUUACACCCAUGAAGGGGUUCAUUCAUCCUUUUUAGUGCUUAAGUCUGCAACAUUUUGGCAGCAGGGAGUGUCUCCUGAGUACAAGCACAUGGCCAUAAGGGCAGGCCUGAUGCCUUGCUGCUCAGUUCUUCUUUGACAGUGGCAGCUACAGGGUGAAGAACAUUUCUUUGGGGUUCUUCACUUGGGUUUGUUGCCUUCUUACUUUGGUCUGAGUCAUGACCGGGCACCUGUGGCACCAGGGAUGAUGCCGAAAGGUGCUUCCUGCUGAUGGACAAGGAUUAUUGCCUCUCUCUGACAAGCAAACGGUGGAAAGUUGCACCUAUUGCCAAAUGUUCACCAAAGAAUCCCACCACAAAACUGGUUAUCUAUUAAUAUCAGAAUUGUUAAUGCACAACCCAAUCUGUUUGACUGCCCAGGGGGACUAAAUUUGCCAUGGCUGCCAGGAAAUUACAGGCACACUUAAUGAAUGUUGUUAAAUCAUGCUUCCCGAGUCAAGCUUCACGUGCAGUAAAUAUGAUGGAUAUGGCUUUUAUUUAUGAACUAUUUUUAAGGAUGUGUCUGUGUACACUUUAUUUUGUAAAUAAUUAUAUCCAAAAGAAGGGGAAGGACAAUACAAUAAUAUUUAACUUUCAAAAUGUAUAAAUAUAGAUCCAUUCCAAGAAUGGUUGACCGAAGAACAGGCUUGUAGUUGCUUUUUAUUAUUUACUGUCCUCAGAACAGGAUGAAAAAAGGAAACGACUAAUAAGUCCGCAUAGGAGUAAAAGCAUCUAACUGUACUUGGCCUUGAUAAAAUCAAAACUGCUGUUCAAACAGAAGAAGGCUUCAUAUCAUUUCCAGUGAAGACUUUUGGAAUGGACACACACCUGGGCAUUCUCAGUAUGGGUUUUCAUUUGUGAAUUUGAAAAUUCAGUACUGGGCCUAAUCUACACCAAGCAGGAUAUUGCACUAUGAAAGCGGUAUAUAAAAGGCAGGAGCCACACUAUUGCUUUAUAGUGGUAUUGAAGUGCACUGACAACUGUUGGGGCCCAUUGACACAGACCAUAUACCGCUUUCAUAGUGCAAUAUCCUGCUUGGUGUAGAUUAGGCCCUGGUUUUAUUGUCUUUUCCCCUUUACUAUAUGGAUUUAAUGUUGCUGCAUUUUGCCCAAUUGAAUUUUCACCACUUAUACAAUAAAUUGCACAUUUGAUGUUUCCAA